AUGGCGUCCGUUCUCACGCGCCAGCAAGCGCUUGCCACCAACGCGUCGAGUGACUACAUCCGUAGACUCUUAGUCGUACAGAAGCCAAAUUGUGCAAUCCUCAUAGCCCUAGUAGGCCUUUGUUGGGUGCCGCUAUUCUCAGCAUGCCUGUUUCUUCACUCUCAUCCUGGUUCCGCGACACUCUCAAACCUGACGACUCCCAAAGACGAAUUAGACUCACCUGUUACUCAUUCUAUCUUCGUACCACCAUCACACGCACUCCCUAAACUUCCAUACGACGUCCUAGUCCUCGUCUUCCAAGCAUGUGUCGAAUCUCACGAUGGCCGCGAUUGGUCGUCUGCCCCUGGAACGUCGGGUGUCGUCAGUCGCUUCCGCGCUCUCCAUCCGCACAGCGUACAGCAGGGAAGGAACUCGGAGGCGGAGAAAUGCGAGGCAUGCCAAAGCGUUUGCUGCCCGCGAUGGGUCCACGUGGCUCAGGUCUGCCAAAGUUGGCGCGCCACUGCUCUGUCCACUCCCACGCUCUGGAGCCACCUCCCCCUGAGCGCCUGCUGCUUGGGGCACUGGGAAAGGUGGCCUGUCGGGCUGCACACGUCGAUGGGAAGUGCGCACCCUCUGCGGCUUCAUAUCGAUCUCCAAAGCACACGUGACAACGCCGCAUAUGACGCGCUUUGCGCGAACCUUCACCGCGCAGUGGAACUCGUAUACACAUCUGCUGCAGACGCAUACGACCACCCAGCCGCCGGCGAGCUCCUUCCCGUCCUCCGAGGCCUAGGCCUCGGCCCAGCACCCUUGCUCGAAUCUCUCACCGUAGUUGAUCAGCCACUGUGCCUCUUGGCGGGCCCGCUACUCCAGGGCCCUAAGGGUGCACCACGACUCCGCCAUUUACGGCUUUUGCGAUCCCCACCAGUGUCCUGGAAGGAUCUUAAGCCAUUCUUGGGGCAAUUGACGCGCUUAGAGCUACACAGCAUCGUGGAACACCUCUUAGAACCCUCUGCCGCCAAUAUGCUAGACGCUCUGACGCACAUGAGCGCGCUACAGGAGCUGAGCAUCCUCAACUUCAAGGAGGAGCUCCUAGGUGUCUCCUGGCCAGAACGACAUGUCCACCUCGCGGAGCUUAGGCGGUUGAGGAUGGAGUGCUCGGCGGCGACGUGUUUUCACCUGCUUUCUAUGUUCCAUUAUGAUCGACAGAGGGUGCGGGUGGAGGUGGUGGCAUACGACUCGUUUGAUUACGAGGAAGAGCCACCGAGAUGGGACCUCUUUGAGGGUAUAAUCGCAUGUCUCCCCAUUGCAAGUCCUACAAAUGCGUCUUCGCAUUUCUCCCAGCUCAGCCUCGGUAAGCGCCAAAAGCUAUAUUUCACAACCUGGGUAAACUUCUCUACCUGGCACGACCAUCUCCUGGAUCCUUCGGGUCCGUCAUUUUCGGGGCCUGCGACUCCAGCCUCAUACUCGCUCACCUGGUGUACGCACCAGAGCUUAGACAAGAACCUCCUUUUCUAUUUUGCCAACAAACUCCCCGUACAGUUCGCCUCCACCGCGUGCAUCCACGGCGGGCCAUCUAUGAAGGCAAUGAGCGACCUCCUCGCAAUGGUACCACGCGCUCUCUCGCUCGAGCUCAGAGGCCUCUGGGCUUCGCAAGGCGAGCACCUUCUAUCCGCUUUGAAGGGCUCGACUGCGGGGAAUCUACAUGUACCCCAGCUGAAGCGAAUCGUCAUCGUCGACGCGGGCGCGCCUGACGAUGGCGCCGUGGGUAGCUCUGAUGCUCCGCAUGCCGGUCUCUCGGGACUGGGCAAGUGUAUAUCUGCACGCCGCAAGCGCGGGUGCUGUAUCAGCAUGGUCGUCAGAGGAUCAAACUGCAGCUUCGGGGCUGGAGAAGGAGACUGGGCAAGAGCUCUCGGGCUGAGAGGGUUGAAGUUGGAACUCGAGUGGCUGCCUUUCUUGUCGUGAGACAUGGACCGAUCG
This is a messenger RNA of Coniophora puteana RWD-64-598 SS2, 1959 nucleotides long. RefSeq lists its product as uncharacterized. The record is from RefSeq and is a predicted model, not a curated record. Bases 1 to 1944 code for a protein of 647 amino acids. NCBI's taxonomy places the organism in Eukaryota, Fungi, Basidiomycota, Agaricomycetes, Boletales, Coniophoraceae. The transcript has 2 exons.